Messenger RNA from Sphenostylis stenocarpa, 1125 nucleotides. The record is from the annotation of a GenBank genome assembly. NCBI's taxonomy places the organism in Eukaryota, Viridiplantae, Streptophyta, Magnoliopsida, Fabales, Fabaceae.
AUGUUUACUGCGUUAAUGGCCAACCAGGUUGUUCCUCCUGAGUCUCACCCAUAUGCCUUUCAUGUCUCUGGCCCUCGCAACUUCGCUUCCCUCAAUUGGAGGGACCUUUUCAUUUCAAGUUGGAAGGAUGCAAAUUACAAGAAAACUGUCAUUGCCUGCUUUAUACAGGCAGUAUACUUGCUUGAACUUGACAGGCAAGAGAAGAGAAUACAUGGAAAUACUCUUGCUACAAAUUGGUGGAUUCCAUUCAAGUACAAGCUUAAACAAACACUAGUUGACGAAAGAGAUGGAUCCAUUUUUGGUGCAAUUCUUGAAUGGGAUAGAUCUGCUGCAUUGUCUGACUUGAUACCAAUUAGACCAAGUGGUGCCCCCAGAGUAGUUUUAGCACUCAGAGGAACAUUACUCAAAAGCCCUACAAUGAGAAGAGAUAUUGAAGAUGACCUCCGUUUUCUUGCUUGGGAAAGCUUGAAAGGUUCUGUGAGGUUUAAAGCAGCUUUGGAGGUACUAAAAUUGAUUUGUGGUAAAUAUGGAAGCAACAAUGUAUGCAUUGCAGGGCAUUCCUUGGGGGCUGGUUUUGCUCUUCAAGUUGGGAAGGAUCUAGCAAAAGAAGGGAUUUAUGUUGAGGCACAUUUGUUUAAUCCACCUUCUGUUUCACUAGCCAUGAGUUUCAAAACUAUUGGAGAAAAGGUUGAGUUUGUGUGGAAUAGACUUAAAUCCAUGCUUCCUUAUAGUAGUGAAGCUCAAAUCAAUAAUGAUGGACACAAAACUUCAGGUGCAGGAUCCAAGAGUAGGAUGCCUCAACUAUCUUCUGGUUCUGGUUUGAAAGAUGCUAGUUUGGGGAUGGCAAAAUGGGUUCCUUAUUUGUAUGUUAACAGUGGUGACUAUAUCUGUUGCUAUUACAAUGAUGGUGGUGGCACAAAGGUAAAUGUGGGAAGUACAAAGGUAGAAGUUGCAGCAAAAUUGUUUGUUGUUUCUAAGGAGAAACAGAAGUUUGUUGAGGCUCAUGGCUUGGAACAAUGGUGGUCAAGUGAUGCAGAAGUUCAGCAGGUUAUCCAUAGCAGCAAACUCAUAAGCAGACAACUUAGAUCUUUAUACAGUGCUACACCUUCCCAACUAAAUUCAUAA